AGAGCCGCCCUUGGGCUGCUGUAGUGCGGUCGCAGCAUCCCGGAGCUCUGCUCUGCCCGGAGCUCUGCUCUGCCCGGAGCUCUGCUCUGCUCUGCCCGCAGCAUCCCGGAGCUCUGCUCUGCCCGGAGCUCUGCUCUGCCCGGAGCUCUGCUCUGCUCUGCCCGGAGCUCUGCUCUGCUCUGCCCGCAGCAUCCCGGAGCUCUGCUCUGCUCUGCCCGCGGCAUCCCGGAGCUCUGCUCUGCCCGGAGCUCUGCUCUGCUCUGCUCUGCUCUGCCCGCAGCAUCCCGGAGCUCUGCUCUGCCCGGAGCUCUGCUCUGCUCUGCUCUGCCCGCAGCAUCCCGGAGCUCUGCUCUGCCCGGAGCUCUGCUCUGCUCUGCCCUGCUCUGCCCGCAGCAUCCCGGAGCUCUGCUCUGCCCGGAGCUCUGCUCUGCUCUGCUCUGCCCUGCUCUGCUCUGCUCUGCUCUGCCCGCAGCAUCCCGGGGCUCUGCUCUGCCCGCAGCUCCGCUCUGCUCCGCCCGCUAAUCCUGCUCGCAGCGCAUCCACUGCCGCUAGCGAGGCAUCCCUCGCCCGCACGGCCGGCUUGCGCCAGAGAAUCUGACACAAACUGAGGCUCCAAAAUGGAAGCAAGAGGCAACCAGAUCAGCAUCCAUAGCUGGAACAACAACAGAGACCUGCUCCGCCGCCUGGCACAAGAGAAGAGGAGGAGGCUGGUGGAGGAUAAAUGUACAUUCUGGGAGAAGACUCCUGUCUUUCCCAAACCCUACAAGACCCAUAAAGAGGAUGAGCUGGCACGGCGCAUCAAGCGCCUGCUGGGCGAGUGGGACCCCAGGCUGAUCCCGAGGCACGAGUCCCCUCCAGCACCUCUGUGGCUCCCAGAAAAGCCCAAAUCCGAGGCACAGACCUGCAGCAAUGGUCUGGCCAGGAAUACAAAGCCAUGUGAGGACAUACAGAAGGAAUCCUCACUGGUAUCACUAGACCUCAAGCCUAACACUGAGCAGAACCGUGGUGGCUGCAAUGAAAGUGUCUCAAAUCAGAGGUCAGAAGCCAAAGCUUCACAACCCAGAAUCCUUCCUGAGCCUGUCAAGGUCUCAAGUCAGAGGUUGCCACAGAGGUCAGAAGCCAAAGCUCCACAACCCAGAAUCCUUCCUGAGCCUGUCAAGGUCUCAAGUCAGAGCUUGCCACAGAGGUCAGAUGCCAAAGCUCCAGAAUCCAACAUCCUUCCAGAACCUGUCAAGGAAAAGAAGCCCAUUGAUGUCCCCACCACUGAAAAAACUUUGAAGGUUGUGAAAAAGCCACGUCCUUCACUUGCUUCUGCAAGUCUGGCCUCCUGGUGGGCUGGCAGAGCUGUCCAGCCCCAGCAGAAGAGGAUGGCACCAGCUCAGCCCAGCAGCUGGGGCUCAGGGAGCCCCAGGGACCAUCACAGCUCCCCAGCACCUCCAGGAGCUCCAGCACCAGAGCCCAUCAUGCACGUUUAUGUGCAGUCCAUUGAAGGAAUAUUGAAGGAAAUGAGCAGCCCCCUGUCACCUCUCCUGCCACCUCUUCAGUCACCUGCUAGGGCAGAGACUUCCAAACUUCCACUGGAGGCAAAGGAAAUAAAUACUGAAAUUGAUGAGCCAUCCAUUGAGGAAAUUUUGAGGGAAAUGAGCAGCUCUCUGCCACCUCUCCUGUCACCUCUUCAGUCACCUGCUAGAGCAGAGACUUCCAAACUACCACUGGCAGCAAAGGAAUCCCAACCUGAUGGAUCUGCAGCACAGAAGCAGGAGCAGGCUGGUGCAGCUUCAGAAACAUUGCAGAGUUCUCAGCCAAGAACACUAGCUGUCCAGCCCCAGCAGAAGAGGAUGGCAGCAGCACAGCCCAGCAGCUGGGGCUCAGGGAGCCCCAGGGACAGCCCCAGCUCCCCAGCCAGUGACACAGAGAGCAGCUCCAGUGACAGUGAGGAGGAAGGUCCCAGGGUGCUGGACGUGCCAGCACAAAAGCCUGAGCCACCAGCUUAUAACAAGUGGUGGCUUGGCAACCUGCUGAGGCAGGCAAAGCAAGGAGCAGGACCAGGAGAGGCUCCCAGGGGAGCUGCCUGUGGCAAUGGAUGUGAGCAGGGCAUCAGCAGCAGCUCCUGCCAGCAGCUGUCCAAGGCAAGGGAGCCUCCAAACAAGAGCUGGGGCCCAGUGGCCAAGGACUGCCACAAGAGCUCUGCCCCCCUGGCAAAGCCUUCCCAGGUGGAUCAGGCUCCUCAAACCAAGCAGAGCUGCCUGGAGCCCCACAAAGAGAAAGUGCCCUCACCUCCUGAGGAGAAGUUCAUGACUCCAAGGAAGCCAGAACUGAAGAGAAAAGAAAUGAAGAGUCCUGAGGAGUCCCCUAGAAAGAAGAAGAGGGAAGACAAGGGGGAUACUCCCAGGAAGAAAAAGGAGUGAGAAAAAAAUCCCCAAAAAGCUUCACCUUCAGCAAA
This is a messenger RNA of Oenanthe melanoleuca, 2443 nucleotides long. RefSeq names its product AF4/FMR2 family member 1-like. The transcript is spliced from 16 exons. Lineage: Eukaryota; Metazoa; Chordata; Aves; Passeriformes; Muscicapidae. Bases 618 to 2408 code for a protein of 596 amino acids. Gene Ontology annotation, cellular component: super elongation complex. Gene Ontology annotation, biological process: regulation of gene expression. The record is from RefSeq and is a predicted model, not a curated record.